CUUCAAUUCAAUAGACUUGCGUUGAAACAAUGGUUGCGACAUCGACAGAGCGCACCGACAGCGAGUUGCUCGCCGACGUUGCUUCCCUCAUCGCCAAGGUCGCACCGACCGCCAACGCGUCGCUGGAGGCGUCGUCUGCCGCGCUUGUUGCUGCUGGCAAGACCACCGAGGCCCUCAAGCAGGUCAUUGCCGCAUCCGCAGCCUUGUUUGCCCCGGAGAACAAGGACAUCGAGGCUCCCUUCAACAGUCUGCUCUUCCUCGCCACCAAGCAAAAGUCAGAAGAUGCCGCCGAGCUCGUCAAGGCGCUGCUUGCUGCAGUCGCCACCGAUGUCUCGGACAAGCGAUCUCUUGAGCGGCUGCGAGUGCUCUCGGUCGUGUUCAACACCCUCGAUGCGAACUCCCUGAACCGAUUUGAAACAUUCAAGGCCCUCGUCUCGUUUGCUGGCGCCACCGGCCACCUUCAGGCUGUCGAUCUCGAUUUUGACACCCUUGCCGACUGGAUUGGCCAGUGGGGUUUGACUGGAACACAAACCCGUGCUCUGUACCGUUUGAUCUAUGACGUUCUCACCCAGAACAAGAAGAGCAUUCUUGCGCACAAGUUCCACGAGCGUCUCCUGCACACGUACGACACUGCUGAUGCCGAGACGCUGGCCACCGUCAAGGAGAGUGCCGAAAAGUGCAUCAAGGAGGCCAUCGCUGCUCCCCAAAUUUUCCAGCUCGACUCGCUUUUGCAGCUCGCCGCCGUCAAACAACUCGAGGGCUCUGACAUUCACAACUUGCUGCUCAUUUUUGUACGAGACAACUUCCAAGCAUACGAGCAGUUUUACAACUCGCACACUGCGUUUGUUCAGUCAGCUGGUCUUUCCCACGAACAAAACUUGGUCAAGAUGCGCAUCUUGACGCUCGUCACACUUGCAUCCACCAGCUCCGAGGUCGAAUUUUCACGAAUUGCCGAGACGUUGAGCGUGCCCCAGGAGGAGGUCGAGGCGUGGGUCAUUGAGGCCAUCACUGCCAAGCUGAUCGAGGCCAAGAUUGAUCAAUUGAACGGCAAGAUUGUCAUUGGCCGAGCAACGCACCGCAUCUUUGGCAAGCCUCAGUGGCAGCAACUGCACGACCGCCUCAGCUCGUGGCAAAACAAUCUUAACGACAUUCUUGUGGUCAUCAAGAACGCCAAGUCACAAGCCCAACAACACGGCACCGCACCAGUUGCCGUCCCUGCUAGCGCCCAGUAGUCGACCAGAACCCCAAACCAACAUUCCUUUUAGGUCCCGCUUUUCUGCAACCCCGUUGUUUUUUUGAAAUACAGUUAUGCUUCCACAUGAA
Capsaspora owczarzaki ATCC 30864 is the source of this 1323-nucleotide messenger RNA. Its product is annotated as eukaryotic translation initiation factor 3. The record is from RefSeq and is a predicted model, not a curated record. Gene Ontology annotation, molecular function: translation initiation factor activity. NCBI's taxonomy places the organism in Eukaryota, Filasterea, Ministeriida, Capsasporidae. Gene Ontology annotation, biological process: cytoplasmic translational initiation. The coding region runs from base 30 to 1232 and encodes 400 amino acids. The transcript has 6 exons. Gene Ontology annotation, cellular component: eukaryotic translation initiation factor 3 complex; cytoplasm.